Molecule: messenger RNA, 2523 nt
Organism: Brugia pahangi
Lineage: Eukaryota; Metazoa; Nematoda; Chromadorea; Rhabditida; Onchocercidae
Source: the annotation of a GenBank genome assembly
AUGAUUGUGAUUCUCUUUAAAAUACUGGAAAAUUUUUUUAUCCAUAAAUGGAACGAACAUUUUAUGUCACAUCAACCAAUUCGUGUUGUUCAACCACCGAUACAACCAUCUUCUGUGCAUUCAAGAAGUUCAAGAAACUAUCAGAGUUCUAACUCCGCCAGAUAUGAUGACUUGGUGCAAAUUGCUGAACAACAACGACGUCUGAUUGACGCCAAUCGACAAAUGAUUCAUGAACGUGAAACACGUGGAAAUCAUAUCGACAAUGCGCCCAUACGUUUAGCUGUACUCAGGAAUGAGAUACUAUUUGAAGAACGUGAAAUGACACGUUUAAAAAUGAUAGAACGUGAAACACAGCAAACAAUAAAUCGUCGAAUGAUAGCUGAAAGACAAUUAAAUGAUUUGAAAAUUAAUUAUACAUCACAAGAGCAACAUUUAAGAAAUGUCAUUUCAAAAAUUACUUCCUUACAGACGCAAUUAGAUAAAUUACGUCGUCGUCGAUUAAUAGCAUUAAAUGCUGCUCGAGAACAACAACAAAAAUUAAUGAAUUCACCAAUUAGGCCUAAAUAUACUGAUUCUAUGCAAAAAUUAUCCGUAAUGCCAACAUUAGCUACAACAUCAACUGAUAAUAUCAUUUCACGAAAUGAUAUCGAUGGAUCAAAAUCAUCAACACUGAUUACUACUGAACAAUCAGUAUCACAUAGUAAUCAUAACAGUGAUAAUGAAAUGUUACGACAAAUACCAUUAAUAUCAGAUUCCGGAAGGUCAAGAAAUUCUUCUUUUGAUUUACCUUAUCGUCCACGAGCAUCCGUUGAACCAUUUCAGGUUAAUCGGUCAAAGCCUUUCAUAGAUGCUAGAAGUGAAUUAUCUUCAAGCUGUCCUCCUCAACUACUAAAUAAGCCAUUUAAUGUUUCUACAUUUGGAAAAGAUAGAGCUAACUUCACAUUCAUCGAUCGUAACAGUUCACCAUCACCGCCAAAAGAUCCAUAUCCAACAGUUGAGAAUACAUUUGAUAAUAAAAUAACAAAAUUGGACGAAAGAAGAACAUUUGAUACAUUGGAUCAUUGCUUAAAUAAAAAAUUAUCAUCGUCAGCAAUUGAAGUAAUGGAAAAACAACAACAACAAAAUAAUAAUACAACUAAUAGUAGUAGUAAUAGUACUGCAAUAGUGCAAGAUGAACAAUUAGCAUUAAAUUUGGUUGAUAAUACAAAGCUAACAAGAGCUGAUCAAAUUUCUAUACGACCUGAUACAUUACGAGCUGCAAAGAGAAGAUCAUGGGCUAUUCAAGAGAAUACAUCAUGCAAUGAAACCGAAUAUAUUCGAAAAAUUUUACUUGAUGAGCAGAAGAAAGGUCGUACUCAUUUAUUAGUUGGAUGUAAUAUUGGCAAUCUUUUUACUGUUAUAAAUAAGAAUGCUACUACAAUAUGCAAACCGGAAAUAAUUCAUGAAGAGGAAAAGGAAACAACAGAUGAUGACACUACGACAACAGCUCCGGAAUAUGUAUGUGAACUUCUUAUGAAGGAUAUUCAACUUGAUGAAUUACCGGUUGAAAUUGAGCAAAUGGAAGAAUGUAAGCAAAUGAAAGUAUUAACUGAGAAGGAAUUUACGGAUGAAAUAGAAAUGCAAAAGGAAACAUCAAAUAUCACAAAUCUUAUUAAGACAUCACCUGAAAAGGGUAUUCUAUGUCAUAAUAAAGUGAAAAAAGCAGCAAGAAAAGUAGUUUUUGAUCCGUUAGCAUUAUUAUUGGAUGCAGCACUGGAAGGUGAAAUGGAUUUGGUAAAAUCAAGUGCUGCUAAGCUAUCAAAUAUAUCAGCGUGUAAUGACGAAGGUAUCACUGCGCUUCAUAAUGCAAUUUGCGCUGGUCAUUAUGAGAUUGUACGUUAUUUGGUGGAUUCAUUUGCUGAUGUAAAUGCGCAAGAUUCAGAUGGUUGGACACCGCUACAUUGUGCUGCAUCAUGCAAUAAUUUACCAAUGGUAAAAUUAUUAGUUGAAAAUGGCGCUUGCAUUUUUGCGCAAACAUUAUCAGAUUUAGAAACACCAGCUGAAAAAUGUGAAGAGGAUGAAGAUGGCUAUGAAGGUUGUCAACUCUAUCUGAAAGCAGCUAAUCAAGAAGCUGGAAUUAUCAAUAAUGGAUUUAUGUAUGCAGCAUAUGAUUAUGAUAAAAUGCAAGAUGAUGAAUUAAGUUUUUCAAUUGGUUCAUGUUUACGUGUCCUAGAAAAAGAUACCAAUGAUCAUGCAUGGUGGUUUUGUGAAAUUACAACAACCGAAAUUUGUGAUAAUGGAAGUGAAAUAUCAAAACGAGGAUUGGUACCACGAAAUUAUCUAUCACUUUAUCCAAGCUUAUCAAAACGAAGUGCUAAUUUUCAAAUGUUUGAUUUAUCACAAUUACCAAGAAUUCAUGAUUCAAAAAAUGAUAAUAUAGAUGUGAAAGAAUGGCGAACGAGUAAUUCAGUAAUUGAAAAAAUUACUGAAAAAAAUGAUGAUGAAGCAAUUGUUGAACAAACAUUACCAAUUACUGUUUCAUAG